This is a messenger RNA of Helianthus annuus (common sunflower), 1573 nucleotides long. RefSeq names its product pyruvate dehydrogenase E1 component subunit beta-1, mitochondrial. Gene Ontology annotation, biological process: pyruvate decarboxylation to acetyl-CoA. Gene Ontology annotation, molecular function: pyruvate dehydrogenase (acetyl-transferring) activity. Bases 180 to 1313 code for a protein of 377 amino acids. The transcript is spliced from 15 exons. The record is from RefSeq and is a predicted model, not a curated record. Lineage: Eukaryota; Viridiplantae; Streptophyta; Magnoliopsida; Asterales; Asteraceae.
AGUAGCUUAUUAUUUUAUUUCGCUAAGCUUGUUUUCCACAACAAAGUUGGGCCACCAUACACAAAACACACAUGAACUAAACAACACCUUUACAUCACCAACCGUUCCUUCUCAACCAUCGUAUCCUUCAACCUUCUCCGCCGGUGAUCGGAACUUGUUUUGACGUAAAAUAAGAAAAGAUGUGGGGGAUUUUAAGGCAAAAAGCCGGAGGAGUUACCGGAUUAUCCUCUCAGGGUUUGGGGAAUCAGAUGUUGAGGUUAAGGCCUGUAGCAUCAGCUAUGAGAAGUUAUUCAUCUGCAACCAAAGAGAUGACAGUACGAGAUGCUCUAAACUCUGCUCUCGAUGAGGAAAUGGCUGCUGAUCCCAAUGUUUUUGUUAUGGGCGAAGAGGUAGGAGAAUACCAAGGUGCAUACAAGAUAACCAAGGGAUUAUUGGACAAAUAUGGUCCAGAAAGGGUUGUUGAUACCCCUAUCACAGAGGCUGGGUUUGCUGGGAUAGGAGUUGGUUCUGCGUAUCACGGUUUGAGGCCCGUGAUUGAGUUUAUGACUUUCAACUUCUCUAUGCAGGCGAUUGAUCAUGUCAUCAAUUCUGCAGCAAAGUCAAACUACAUGUCUGCUGGGCAGAUUAAUGUACCCAUUGUUUUUCGCGGACCAAAUGGGCCCGCUGCUGGUGUCGGUGCUCAACAUUCGCAGUGUUAUGGUGCAUGGUUUGGGGCUGUCCCUGGUUUGAAAGUGCUUGUACCUUACUCCUCUGAAGAUGCUCGUGGGCUUCUAAAAGCUGCAAUUAGAGACCCUGAUCCCGUUGUUUUUCUUGAAAAUGAAUUGCUAUAUGGUGAAUCUUUCCCUGUUUCUGCUGAAGUUCUUGAUUCAAGUUUCUGUCUUCCUAUUGGAAAAGCAAAGAUUGAAAGAGAAGGGAAAGACGUCACAAUUACAGCUUUCUCGAAGAUGGUUGGCUAUGCUCUUAAGGCUGCUGAAAUACUUGAAAAGGACGGAAUAAAUGCAGAGGUUAUAAACCUGCGUUCUAUUCGACCACUAGAUAGAGCUACAAUCAAUGCUUCAGUUAGAAAAACUAACCGUCUGGUCACCGUUGAGGAGGGGUUCCCUCAACAUGGCAUUGGUGCUGAGAUCUGUGCAUCGGUUGUUGAAGAUAGCUUUGGUUAUCUCGAUGCACCAGUCGAGAGGAUUGCAGGGGCCGAUGUUCCCACACCUUACGCUGCCAAUCUCGAGAGAAUGGCUUUCCCUCAGAUCGAGGAUAUUGUCCGGGCGGCUAAGAGAGCAUGCUACAGGUCACCUAUGGCCGCAAAUGCAUCAUGAAAGGUAUCUAAUGGCUGACUCUUUUUUGCUUGGAGAAUGCACCUUGUGAUUUUUGAGGGGAGUAGAAGUGGGAAGCUUCAAUUUUUUCCUUCGUGGUGUAGUGUGUGAAUGAAAUUUGUAGAAUGCUGUCUCUGCGCAUGGAUUAUUAUUAUUUAAUAAGGUUGGAUGUAAAUCGCAAUGCGAGAGAUGCGAUUUCUUUAAUAAACGAAAAUUUACAAACAAAACCAAGAAUAUGAAGCCUUAGACGAUGGGCAUAAUUA